Molecule: messenger RNA, 933 nt
Organism: Clonostachys byssicola
Lineage: Eukaryota; Fungi; Ascomycota; Sordariomycetes; Hypocreales; Bionectriaceae
Source: the annotation of a GenBank genome assembly
AUGCCGAUUCCUCUCAAGAGCCAUGCUUCCUGGCUAACUUUACUAUUCUUGUCUACUGCCGUUGUGUCGACAAGCGGCGAUGUGUUGUCAGGGCUUUCAGCGUAUCCAGACUGUGCGAAGCCUUGUAUCAUUUCGGCGAUUCAAGGUGGUAUUUGUGACCUUGAUAAUAAAGCAUGUAUAUGCAGCAGUGCAGCAUUUUCGGCGAAUGUCACCUCAUGUGUUGAGACAAAAUGCACGAUACCAGAGUCUUUAGUCGUUAUGAAUAUAAGCCGUACCGAUUGCGAUGAGACACCUCGAGAUCGUUCGAUUGAAUUGAAGGUCGUGACGAUCACUGUUGGGACAGUCGCCGGGCUAUUCGUCAUGCUUCGCUUUGGAUACAAGUUGAUGAUAUCUAAUGUGGCUCUCGCCAUGGACGACUGGUUAACCCUCGCCACCAUGAUCGUCGUGAUACCAAACUUGAUUAUCACCAUCAACGGAACAAUACCAAAUGGGCUCGGUAGGGACAUUUGGUCCCUCACACCGGAUCAGAUCACGACCGUUAUACGAUUUUUCUUUACAACGGCCGUUCUAUACUUCGCAUUGACGACACUUGUGAAGCUUUUAUUCCUUAGUUUCUACCUCAAGGUCUUCCCUACUCGUGUUGUUCAACAGGUCCUGUGGGGAACCUUUGCAAUGACAGCUUUAUGGGGGGUCGGGUUUGUGUUCCUUACUAUUUUCCAAUGCCAGCCAAUAUCUUACUUCUGGCAGAAGUGGGAUGGACUGCAUGAUGGGACAUGUUUAGAUGCAAAUACCAUCGCUUGGGCCAAUGCGGCGUCCGGCAUCGCUUUGGACGUGUGGAUUCUUGCGAUCCCGUUAUUACAGCUCAGGAAACUGCAAUUGAAGUGGAAAAAGAAGAUUGGAGUUGUUCUAAUGUUUCUCGUGGGAGCAUUGUAG